GUUUUAUACUGAGCUCGUGAAGCGGACUGUUAUAUUUUCCUUCCAGAAUAUACGGUUGAAUAGCAGCUAGACCUGAUUCUAUUAAGAUGAACAUGUACCAGGUCCCCAACCCUGGCCUGCCGGGAUGCCCACCCGGGUUAGAAUAUCUAACACAGGUUGAUCAGCUACUCAUCAAACAGAAAGUCGAGUUUAUUGAAGAUAGUGACCAUGGAUGAAGUGGAUAAGAUAGGGAAGAUCAGCAAGCAGUGGACCGGUCUACUCCGUGAGGCGUUCACGGACGCUGAUAACUUUGGAAUCCAGUUCCCCAUGGAUCUUGACGUGAAGAUGAAGGCUGUGAUGAUAGGAGCUUGUUUCCUCAUCGAUUUCAUGUUCUUUGAGAGCGGUAACCAACCCUAGCAGCUGAGGAGUAGUCUACAUCUCAGACAGUCUGCACUCCUGGAGCUAUAACUUCCUGCUGGUCAUGGACAAGGUCUCAGAUAGACAUGGCACUAUGUGUGACAUAUCUUGUUGGCAUAGUAAGAACCAUAGAAAUAGAUCUACCAAGGGAUUACAGGUGAAUGUAAUGUAAUGGCCGCUGGCACUAGUUUUAGCUUCUGGGGUUGGUACCCAUUGCAGCUAAACCAGUCAAACCAGGUGUGUCAGUGUCCAUUGUUCUGUAUAUAUUAAGAGAUUGUAUAUAAAGGCGUGUUCGUAUGUGUGUUUUUACAGUGUGUACAUUGUGGUUGCGUUGCCCACAACCCUCAGUCUGAUAAAGGGUUGUGUGGUACCACUUUACCCAUUUGCCACAAGUGAAAAUAAAAUGAACACCAUCUUUAUCUAAACCACUAUGCUGAAGGGAACGUGAAAAGGAAAUGAGAGAUGAAGAAAUGCUCUGUAGCUUAAAGAAGAAAUCUACAAAAACAUGUUAUAUUUUUUGGUAAAUCGGAAGACCUUAAUAUGUUCUGUGUCAACAGUAUAUUAAGUUACCGUAUAUGCUACUGUGUUUUGCUCGAGACAUGUAGUAUUUUGAGACUUUUGAUAUUUUAUUUAUUUAUUUGUGUAUUUAUGUACUUAAUAUUGUUUAUUGUUUUCAUGUGAUUGUAAUUUUGUGGGAAAUUUGACAUAAUAUUCAGUAUUAAAAACAUCCUCCAGUGA
Molecule: messenger RNA, 1134 nt
Organism: Salvelinus sp. IW2-2015
Lineage: Eukaryota; Metazoa; Chordata; Actinopteri; Salmoniformes; Salmonidae
Source: RefSeq, a predicted model, not a curated record